Messenger RNA from Zeugodacus cucurbitae (melon fly), 4660 nucleotides. RefSeq lists its product as uncharacterized. Gene Ontology annotation, cellular component: nucleus. The record is from RefSeq and is a predicted model, not a curated record. Lineage: Eukaryota; Metazoa; Arthropoda; Insecta; Diptera; Tephritidae. The coding region runs from base 383 to 3976 and encodes 1197 amino acids. The transcript has 6 exons. Gene Ontology annotation, molecular function: zinc ion binding.
AUAAAUUCGUACGGCAACAACAAAGUAUACAACAAAAGUUUCCAAAAAUUUCAGCGUCUUCAAUUCAAAGCUAAAUAUUUGUGUUUGCUGUCAAGUGCAUAUGUAUUAACAAAACUUGUCUAAAUUAAUUUCAUAAAUCUGAUUGAUGAAGAAGUUAAUUGUGAUACGCAUAUUUAACACUAAUUUUGACAUAUAUAUGUUUCAAAAAUAUCCUUUAAAUGUUGUCGAACGCAUGCAAUCGUGAAAAUAUCUUACAAUUAUGCUUGGAAUGACUUAAGUUGAUAUAAUAAUCAGUAUCAGUCUGAUUCGAAAUACAUAUAUAGGGUUUUUUAAAGGAACAUUCGAUAUCAAGCUUAGUUUAAGACAUACAAAAUUGUUCAAAAUGUCAACUUUCCGUGGUGUAAAUUUUCAUGACUUGUGUAGGGUCUGUACAUCUCAUUCAGAGCAACGUAUCAGUAUAUUUUCGGCUGAUGGAAAGAGCAAAAAUCUUUGCGCUAAAAUAGCUGACAGUCUGUCAUUGAUGGUUGACGAAAAAGAUCGUCUCCCAAAGGUUGUAUGUGUAACUUGUUUGGAACAGAUAGAGGAAUUUUAUAGAUUUCGAAAUAUUUGCAAAAAUUCGCAAAAUAUGUUAAGCGUCUGUUUGAAGCAAGCUACACAACAUAGUACCGGGAAAGACAUAAAAGAUGUUAUAGCAGCGAAUACUGGCAAAAGCCUUAGUGUUAUGUGCAACAACGCUUCAAAUAUUCGGUUGAAUGGUUGCGCUCAAUCCUCAGUAGACGUAAACAACACCACACAAUAUCCUGCAAUAACACCUCAGCAAAAUUUUUCUAACUUAGGAACAAUUUCGAAUAACAGUAGUGACAUCCUUAACUCGAUUAUGCAGUCGAUUGGAUUACCACAAACUACGGUCGCUAAUCCAGUGGAUAAGCCUAUCAUACAAGAAUACACAUUUACAGUAGAUAGUAAAGGAGCAUUGAAGACUGAACCUUUUCAGUAUAAAUCAGAUACUUCGUCUGUGGUUACUACAUUGCAGAACCCACAACCUGUUCAACAACAAAAACCCAGUAUCACUUUAGACUCUGAUCACAAAACAUUAACUGAAUUUCUUAAAUUGAAACCAAACAUAAAAGUAACUCCUUUAGGAAAAAAUAACAGUAAAAAAAUAGACGAGCAACAACAAUCUGCACAAUUGCAACUCCAGCCAACACAAAUUAUCCAGCAACAAGAGCAGAACAACAACAGUAACAACAGCCAGCAUAUGCAUAUUCAACAGCAGCAACCUUUAUCGCAAACCACAACAGCUGCUGCUAGUCUGCAAUUGCAACAACUUCAACAGCAAUUGCAACAAUUUCAAUUACAACAACAGUUGCAGCAACAAAUACAACAAAUAACAUCUCAACUGCAACCACAGUCUACAAUCACUCUUGGUGCUCCAUCUUCUACGGGCGAGGAGACAAGUCCAAGCAAAAGCAAAAAACCAAAACUAAAUUUCGUAUUAACUUCACCAACUUCACAGACAAUUACGGCCUCGUUACCUCAACUAGCUAUGAAUGCUGGAACACAGCCUCCACAAAUUCAAUUACAAUUUCAAGCUCCUCAGACACAGUCUCAGGCUACUGCGGCGACACUGCUGUCAAACUUGGCACCAUUUUUGCAACAACAAUCACCACAAACGCACAAUUCAGCGAGCAUACUACAAACUCCAACGUCAUCAACAACACCAGCAACACUAAUGACUUCACCGAAUAAAUGCUAUCUUCCUAUUACAAUCAAGGAUGAAAAUUCGGAUCAACAAAUUGUGGCCCAUAUAGAUGCGAAAAACUUUAUGCUUCCUACAACAUAUCAAUUACAAAUGAAAUUACAACCACAGAUCGCUACAGUAGACGGACAGCCAAUUGUACAAUUGACACCUACAUCUAUACCUGCAACCCUGCAGCUGGCGUCGUCGGCUUUGAAUAACCAAUCUUUCCAAACGAUAACAGGUAAUAUGAUGCAAACAAUUCCUUCGACUAUACAAUCGCCACCGCAACAACAGCCACCGGCACAGCAACUUUCAAUGAAGCAGACAUCACUGCUGAAACAAGCGGCGCAAGUAACCUCUCAACAAAUAAUACAGCCGGCAACACAAUUCACCAAUGACGUUGCUACUUCGACGAAUGAUCAAAUAGACGACUUUGUGCCGAAUAAAAUUGACAACAAACAAUUUCCAAAGGAGGUUGACAAAGUAAUAAAACAACAAAAAUACAGACUUUCACAGCAGGCUGGCGGUGGUGCAAUUGAAAUAACACCAGCAACACAACAAAUUAUGCAACAAGUGCAAAAACAGCAACAAACCCAGCAAAAACCAUGCCAGCAGCAGCAAAAGCAGCAUCAGUCGCAACAGCCGCUGAAAGAAGAACAACAACUACAAACACAAAAGCAAAUACAGGAUGUGGUAACGUCAUUAAGGACACAGUCACACAACGGCGUAACGGUGCACCGCGUAACUAACAAAUCAACAAUCAAAUCACAACAACAAAAACAAGUGUUGCAACAACCGCAAUCGAACGCGCCAAUGCAAACUAAAAUCCCAAUGCUGCAGAAAAAGGAUGUGACAAUCAGCCGAAUAAGCAAUACCGCACAAACUCAACAGCAACAACAACAGCAGCAACAAGCAUUACUGAAGCUUUUGCCUACAUCCAAAGUGGAUGUAAGAACAAAAGGCACCAGCCCCACAGGUGCGCAAAUACAGCAAAGACAACCUCAAAUGCAUUUGCAAUCAAAACAGCAGGAUACUCAAUCGCAACAAAUUCAAACGAUGAACGGCCCAUCCCUCCAAAAAAAUGCGCGAAAGCCGGAAAAGACCUUAUCAAUGCAGCCUCAGGCGCAACCACAACAACUCUUGAAUACAGUGGGUGAUACAGCAAUAACUGCAGAACUUUCUCAUCAACAGCAAUGUGCUGCGAAUUCCAGCGAAGCUGACGAUGCAGUGAAAGUGAAAACUGAUGGUGUAGUUGCGCACGGUAUUGGUCCAAAUGGGCUGGAAUGUAGCCAGUGUGGACGCGUUUUCAAGAAGAAAGAGCACCUAACACAACACGUUAAACUGCACGCUGGCUUACGGCCCUUCAAGUGCAAGGAGGAGCAAUGCGGAAAGGCAUUCAGUCGGAAGGAGCACCUCAUGCGUCAUGAAAUCUCACAUUCAGGUCGAAAACUAUUCAGUUGCGAUGUUUGCCAUAAACCAUUCUCACGCAAAGACAACCUCAACAAGCACAGAAGAAUUCACACUACUGGCACAAGUAUUUACAAUUGUGAAAUAUGCAACAAACAAUUUGCUGUCAAAGCAUACUACGAAGAGCAUAAGCAGAUGCAUGAAAAUGAGUCUGAGUCCGCGGUUGUGGAGAAUACAAAUCAAAAGGAUGAGAAAACAACAAAUGGGCCAAACACCAUCAAUACAAAUCUGACUGUGCAAAAUUCACAAGAUGCCAAUAGACAGCAACAACAACCAUCGCAAAUGUUGCAAUCAGCUCAGCAACAACAAACGCAAUUGUUACAACCUACGCAGCAACAACAAACACAAUUGUUCACACAGCAGUCACAACAACAUCAACAACAAACGCAUUUGCUGCAACAUUCUCAACAACAACAACAACAUGCUUUGACAGCUAUACCGCCGUCCUUAAUGUCUACAAAUCAACCAACCCAAACACAACAAAUACAAAUAGUUCAACAUCAAGCGGGCAACACACAAUUUCAGCAGCAGCAACAACACAUAAUGCAACUACAAUUGCCGGCAGUUGUAGGCACACAGGAUUUGGCAGGCAACACUAUUACCAUAACGCAAUCCCAUGAUCCAACACUGAAAGCCACAAUCGGUAGUCAUGAUGCGACGGUGCUAAAUCUGCCUUCAUCACUGGCAAACCUUAUGCAUCUCAGCCAUGCACAGUUUGUGAACCCAGCCACCGGGCAAAUAAUGGGUCAUAUAAAAAUUGAGAAAUGAUUAAAAUUACAAGAAUUUUAAAAGUCAUAGUUAUAAAAAUUAUAAAUUAUUUUAAUGAAUUAUUUGCUACUUACAUCACAUUGAAAAUGUGCCUACAUGAAAUACUUAAAACCAUAUAUAUAUUGUACAAACCGAAGCAUAUGUCCCUAGUGUUCAAUUAGGAAAACACAUUAUUUUUUUGUUAAUUAAUUAGUUAUAAUUUAUUCAAUUGUUGAAAACAUUUGUGAAUUAUCUGCGUUGUAAUUUAUUAAGACACAUUUUUAAUUCAUACUUUUUCAAAUGUUUAAUUAUUAUUUUAUUAUCAAUUGAAUAUAUGUAUGUAUAUUAUUAAUUGAUUGUGAAAUUGCUACCGCUCAAAUAUUAUGUUAAAUUUUUUCCAUUUCGCUAGUCAUAUGAAUAUUAUUUUAUCGGCACAAAUGCAAUUUGAGUAUUUAUCUUCGCUAGUAAGGAUUAAGCAUUAAUGAAACUCUUUUAAACAAUAUUUUUAUAUAAAUGAUACAGCAAUGGAAUGAACUGAAUUUAAUGAAUACUAUAAAAUAACAGAUACUCAUAAUUAUAUACAUACAACAAAUGUAUAAAUUUCAUAAACACUUUUUUUACAAUUGUAUAUGUAACUAAAUACAUCUAUUCAUGGUCAUAGCUUAUUUUAUAGAUACCUAGAAAUGAAAUGCCAUAACAUAUUUU